This is a messenger RNA of Gigantopelta aegis, 2360 nucleotides long. RefSeq names its product calcium-activated chloride channel regulator 1-like. The record is from RefSeq and is a predicted model, not a curated record. The transcript is spliced from 2 exons. Bases 214 to 744 code for a protein of 176 amino acids. Lineage: Eukaryota; Metazoa; Mollusca; Gastropoda; Neomphalida; Peltospiridae.
UCUCGUCUCUCUCUCUCUCUCUCGUCUCCCUCUGCACAACCGUUACGACCGCCCUACACCUUCGUGCCCCUGACGUCACCGAUAAACCGCGUAACGACUGGCGGAGUGUUCUCGUUUCGUCACCCCAACACGAGCGGAUCUGUGGGGCCGUUCAGUGAUGACCUCCUUCUGAAGGACGAGCUGGCGCCGGGUCGGGUGACCGAUCUCAAAGUCAUGAAGACGCGUCACGACGACAACACUGUGGUCCUGUCGUGGACGGCGCCCGGCGACGACUUCGACCACAACACUGCGUCCAGAUACGAAAUAACGAUGGCGUCAACCGCUGCUAACCUGUUGGGAAAACUCACCACCUCGCGCUACAUAACCCAGGAUGACGUCACACACGGCAACCUAGAGUCGCCGCUCCCAGCGGGAUCCAUAGAAAUGUUUACUUUGAAAAUGAAGCGGGGGCCGAAUUUCAACGCUAGUUUCGUAUUCACCAUCCGGGCUAUCGAUGACGCAGGACACAAAGGAGACUUCUCUAAUUUCGCCACUGCAGGGUUUGGCUUCAUUCCGGACUACGUCGACCCAGAAUUCUCAGAAAAUGUUCCAACUUCCGGUAACAAUGGAAGUCACAGUGUCGGGCAGACAAAAAGUCAUUAUUGCGGAAGUGGUGGGGUCGUUUACAGGACUGCUCGUGAUUGUGAUAGUUAUCUCCCUUGUUUUACACGUGUGUUCUCGCAAACCAACGGUCAUGCAAAGUGACAAGAAACACCUUAGUUUCACGGUGUAAUCACUGUUUAAUUAAUGUAGCAGAGACAUUGGAAUGAACAAUCUAUAUAAUGCAAUACGGUUUGUCCAACAUAGAUGCAUGCUUAUCACGUAUGUACACACACGCAAACACACGUACAUACGCACACAAACAACACGCUCACUCCCAAGUUACGAAACCAAAGACAAUAAAAAUUAAGAGAUAAAAUGGAAAUAUAUAUAUAUAUAUAUUUGUAUCAUAUAUUUUCCUAACCGGGAACAUGUCUAGUUCAGUAAUGAUACAAACAUCAACUCUCGUCUUUAGAUGCAUAACUGUGCUAGUAAAAAUACGUGUCAAUACAAUAUACCGUACUUCUUAAACGGUAGACACAACCUAACCCUAACCUAUAAUCAGGUUGAUAAUAGAAACAUAAAUUAAAUAUCUAAAAUGGUAUCUCUGCUACACCCACACCCACUCUCUCUCUCUCUCUCUCUCUCUCUCUCUCUCUCUCUCUCUCUCUCUCUCUCUCUCUCUCUCUCUCUCUCUCUCUCUCUCUCUCUCUCACAAAAAUACACACACACACACUCACAUUUCCCUGCAAAUAAUUAGAUAUGAGGGGCAAUGCUUAUUCGUGUACGGCCUGGAUAUCAGCUUAUAUCAGUAAACGUUAACAUUGUCAGCAAUGGGAAUUGAUUUGGUUACGGUCUACGUGGCGUAGAGUAGACUAUGGCUGAAGGGUGUAUACCACCAAAUGAAUUCCCAUAGAUGACAAUAGUAACAUAUGUGGCUAAAACUCCAACAUGCAGGGUAUCGAUCGACAUAUACUACCACCCCUCGCACUUUAGGUAUCUCACCACUAUUGAUUAUACAUUGGUGACAAUACAAACAUAAAGCCAAGUAUUGACUAAAUUAUUAACAGUAGGUGUUAUGUACUACCUGACAUGAAGAGAACAGCCUCCGUGACAGGAUUUAAGAAAAUAAAAUUGAUACUUCGCGACCUGCAACUUCAAUUAUCCAGGGCCCGGUAACACAAAGCACUCGUAACACUUACGUCAGACGUACCCCACACAUCAUGUAUGGUGUACGUCUGACGUAAGUGUUACGACUGCUUUGUGUUACCGGGCCCAGACUCCUUAGGACAUGGAGUAAUGGAGGGGAGGCAACUCUCGUUAAAAAUAUGUAACACAGGCACUGUAAACAAUGGUCUUGCCUGUAGCAGAUAUGCAUCGGUCAGUUUGAUAUGCCAAAAUCAAGAGGCAAUGUUACCCUUCCAAUAUUCCAUAAUCAUACUGUCAAGUCUGUUCAGACACCAACAUAAUAAAAUAAAGAAAAGAGGUACUCUUUUUCAUAGAACUAAAUUCGCUACAUGUCACUCAUUGGCUGAAAUAGCGGUGUGAUCCCUUGAAGUGAAUCAACCAUAACGGGUAGCGUCUAUGACUACUAGUUGCAAACAAACAAAUGUCAUGCUAUUUUUAGCAGGACCCCGAGCAUGUUUGAAGCAGAAUGGUAGAUCGUACAGACACUAGUUCCAAUUUACAUGAUGGCCAGAUGAAACAACAUUUUAUCACCAAUGGCAUCCAACCAGUUAACCACAGCUGGACAAAGGCCGUGGUAUGUGCUUUCCUGUCUG